GCCCCGCUGCCCCGCUCAACUCCUUCCCUGUCUGCUACGCUAUGCGCUGAAGAUUAUGUCAUCUUUUUGAAGGUUUUUAGUUUAUAUACCAAGUUUUAAGCAGUUGUUUUGUGGAGGAAUGGAUUAUGUUAGUUUUCAAAGUUGUUGGAGAUAAGAAAUUCUAGUUUGUAUAGAAUGUUAUCUUCUGGUUUGGUUUCAAACCGAGAUAAAACCUUCCUAUAUUAGGUUAAGUAUCCCAAGGCUGCUAGUUGAGUGUCAUAUAUUUAGAUAACUCUCCAGAGUGAAACGUCAAGAAACCAUCUAUCAUGUGGCCCGCUAGAAGAAUACUAAAGUAUGCAACAGUAGUAGGAACCUUAACUGGAACAGCAUUUUCUUUACAUGCCAAUCAGUACAACAUUGAUUCUAUUGGCGCUGUACGUUUGGGUAGAGCUGCGUCCACAGUACUGAAAAUUUCGUAUUUGUAUAAAACUGAAUUGUACUCCAGCAAUCUUCCCAGAGACACACCCGAGUUCUUAGAAUUAAAAUCAAAAGUUCAUAGAAAAGCAGCAGAAAACCUCCUUGAGUUAUGUUGUGCAAAUCGAGGAGUAUUUGUUAAAGUUGGACAACAUAUAGGAGCUCUUGAAUACAUUUUGCCUCAUGAGUACGUAGAAACUAUGAAAGUUUUACACAGCCAAGCUCCAACAUCUUCCUUUGAAGAGAUUCAGCGUGUGUUACGUCAAGAUUUAAAAUGUGAUCCUAAAGAAAUUUUUGAGGAGUUUUCACCAACUCCUCUAGGGGCAGCCUCUCUAGCUCAAGUGCACAAAGCUAAAUUAAAAGAUGGAACAACUGUGGCGGUUAAGGUUCAACAUCCAUACAUCAAAGGAAAUUCUACUGUUGACAUGACAACAAUGGAGGCUCUUGUUAAACUUGUAGAGAUUGUAUUUCCUGACUUUCGCUUCCAAUGGUUAGUGACAGAAAUGAAGCGUAAUAUACCAAUGGAAUUAAACUUCUUACAAGAAGCAGAAAAUGCUGAAAAGGCAUCAAAAAUGUUUCAUCAUUUUCCAUGGCUGAAGGUACCAAAAGUUUACUGGGACCUCAGCAAUCACCGUGUUUUGACUAUGGAAUAUGUUGAGGGUGGACAAGUCAAUGAUCUUCCUUACAUUCAAGAAAAUAAAAUAGACCCAUAUGAGGUUUCACACAAAUUGGGCUGUCUCUACUCGCAGAUGAUAUUUGGUGAGGGAUUUGUUCAUAGUGACCCUCAUCCUGGAAACAUAUUGGUAAAAAAGAAUAAACAGUCCAAUAAAGUUGAGGUGAUUCUUCUUGACCAUGGCCUGUAUGCUGAUUUGACCAAUCAGUUCCGUUGGGAGUAUUCUAAACUUUGGCUCAGUAUCUUGAAUAGUGAUAUAGAUGGAAUGAAGACUCAUAGCCAAAAUCUUGGAGUUGGUGAAAUGUGGCCAUUGUUUGCUUGUAUGGUGAGCGGACGUACAUGGAAUACUAUAAUGUCAGGUGUUGACAAAGUUAAUUUCACAGAUUCAGAGAAAAAUGAAUUCCAGAAAGAGAUUCCUAAGUAUUUACCACAAAUUACUGGUGUUCUUCAAGAUGUUGAUAGACAAAUGCUCUUGAUCUUCCGCACAAAUGACUUGAUGCGUGGUAUUGAACACACAUUAAAAACUCAUGCGAGAAUGUCUUCAUUCCUUGUUAUGUCCCGUUGGUGUGUCCGAAGUGUAUUUAAUGAACAACUUAAGGACUGUGAUAACAGAAUAAGACGAUGGUGCUUAAAAGUGGCUCAGCAGUGGACACUCUUAAAAAUCUCAAUAUAUUAUGCUUACAUGAGUGUAUGCAGCUUAUCCCUUUCAUCAAUGUGGCAAGUUAUGACUUCAUAAGCCUUUAGAAUAGACCUCAAUAUAUUUUAUACAAGCCAGCUCAGUCAACACUAAAAUUUAGAAUACAUUGCAUACAUUCCUUGUCUUUUCCUUUUCUUUGUCAUCAUUUUAAAUAUUCAAGUCUGAGUUGGUUAAUUUUGUAACUUGCCAUAAAGAUAAUUGCCUUAAACAGAUACCAAAAUAGGUGCCAAAGAAAGUGUUUUAAGUCAAAUUAUGCACAAUGAAUUAGUAUUGUUAACUUUAUGAAGUUGUUUGAAGACUUAUCAGAGAAUUUUUGCUUAUUGUCUAAAAUGUUUGGCAAUUCAUUUUUAUUAUAAUUACCAUGUUACAACAGUUUCUGUGAAAUCAUAGCUGAGAUAAGUUUUGAAAUAAUUGCCUUGUAUACUAGUUAUAAAAUACUUAAAAAGCACAAAUUACAUAGCCAAAGUUUGAGGGACCUAAAAUAAAUGUUUAUCAUUUUUA
Messenger RNA from Frankliniella occidentalis (western flower thrips), 2324 nucleotides. It is a transcript of the gene Adck1, whose product is annotated as aarF domain-containing kinase 1. Gene Ontology annotation, biological process: protein phosphorylation; mitochondrion organization; lipid homeostasis. Lineage: Eukaryota; Metazoa; Arthropoda; Insecta; Thysanoptera; Thripidae. Gene Ontology annotation, molecular function: protein kinase activity; ATP binding. The record is from RefSeq and is a predicted model, not a curated record. Gene Ontology annotation, cellular component: mitochondrial inner membrane. Bases 306 to 1862 code for a protein of 518 amino acids. The transcript is spliced from 9 exons.